Mucor mucedo is the source of this 1052-nucleotide messenger RNA. Its product is annotated as phosphatase 2C-like domain-containing protein. The transcript is spliced from 4 exons. Lineage: Eukaryota; Fungi; Mucoromycota; Mucoromycetes; Mucorales; Mucoraceae. Gene Ontology annotation, molecular function: protein serine/threonine phosphatase activity; cation binding. Gene Ontology annotation, biological process: protein dephosphorylation. The coding region runs from base 25 to 990 and encodes 321 amino acids. The record is from RefSeq and is a predicted model, not a curated record.
UAAAAAAAGAAAUUAAUCUAGAUCAUGGGACAAACACUUUCAGAACCCAUUGUUGAAAAGACAACCCACGAAGGCAAGAACAGCAACUUGAUGUAUGCACUUUCUUGCAUGCAAGGAUGGAGACUUACCAUGGAAGAUGCUCAUUGUGCCGAAUUGGAUUUAGAUGGCACCAAGGCUAGUUUUUUUGGUGUCUAUGAUGGUCACGGAGGCUCCACAGUGGCGCAAUAUACAGGACAGACGCUCCACCACCGUGUACUUGAAUCACCACUUUUUGGAAAGAAGUAUUAUACGACAGCAUUAGUUGAAUCGUUUAUGCAAUUGGAUAGAGAGCUGAUAGAAGACCAAAACUUUUCUUAUGAUCCUUCUGGAUGUACAGCAGUGACUGUAUUGGUGACACCCGAUCAAAAGGAAAUCUACUGUGCCAAUGCUGGUGAUUCCAGAUCGGUGAUUAGUACGGCUGGAAAGAGCAAGCCAUUAUCGUAUGACCAUAAACCUACCGACCCCAAAGAGAAUCAACGUAUUGUGAAUGCUGGUGGAUUUGUUGAAUUCGGACGUGUCAAUGGUAACUUGGCACUCUCGCGUGCCAUUGGUGAUUUCGAGUUUAAGCAGAAUAAUACUUUACCCGCUGAACAACAAGCAGUGACUUGCGAUCCUGAUGUUAUCAAACACACUAUCGAGAGUGAGGAUGAAUUCAUCGUCUUAGCCUGUGAUGGUAUCUGGGAUUGCAUGACUAAUCAACAAGUUGUGAGUUAUAUCCGUCAAGCAUUAUCUCAAAAGACAAAAUUAGGUGAGAUCUGUGAACAAAUCAUGGAUGAUUGUUUGGCUGUGGAAAGUGAUGGUGGUGGCUUUGGCUGUGAUAAUAUGUCUGUUAUCAUUGUUGCUAUUUUGAACGGUAAAUCAGAAGAAGAAUGGUAUGAUUGGAUGGCUGCUCGUACUGCUCCUCCCAAGAAGGAUGGUUUAGGCAACGAUAUCGUCAUGACUCAACCAUAAAAAAAAAAGAAAAGAAACCAUUUUGUAAUUAAACAACAUACACACAUUUUAUUUUUAUUAUU